Messenger RNA from Selaginella moellendorffii, 1226 nucleotides. RefSeq names its product CDP-diacylglycerol--glycerol-3-phosphate 3-phosphatidyltransferase 2. The record is from RefSeq and is a predicted model, not a curated record. Lineage: Eukaryota; Viridiplantae; Streptophyta; Lycopodiopsida; Selaginellales; Selaginellaceae. Gene Ontology annotation, cellular component: chloroplast envelope; membrane. Bases 38 to 937 code for a protein of 299 amino acids. The transcript is spliced from 8 exons. Gene Ontology annotation, biological process: glycerophospholipid biosynthetic process. Gene Ontology annotation, molecular function: CDP-diacylglycerol-glycerol-3-phosphate 3-phosphatidyltransferase activity.
UUCUUUCAUAUUUUAGGGUUCUUCGAGAUCUUUCUGGAUGGCGCUCAGUGCUGCGGCUUGGCGGUGCUGUCGAUCGCAAUUCCAGUUCCUCAAGCAUUACCGAUCGAGCGCUUCUUUUCGGCCUUUGCUCGCCCAGCCGCGAUCCAAGACGCAGCACGCAAAUCUUCCUCACUACUUGCGGCGAUUCUUGCACCGGUCGAGUGAUUCUUCCAUGGCUUCUUCUCAUGCAGCUGGUCAAAACGGGCGCAAGGUGGAGGAGGAGGAGACGCAUGGGAGCACUACCAAGGAUUUGAUCACAGUCCCGACGAUGCUCACUGGCGCAAGAGUGGUGGCAGUACCAGCCUUAAUCUUUGUGUUCUUUAGCAACCAGGAGUGGGCAUCUGUAGCGAGUACUGGGAUCUUCGUGGGAGCUGCUCUGACGGAUUGGCUGGAUGGGUACCUGGCACGAAAGAUGAAACUCGACUCGGCAUUUGGCGCAUUCUUGGAUCCUGUCGCGGACAAGCUUAUGGUUGCUACAGCCUUGAUUCUACUGUGCACAAGGCCUCUCGCGGCUGCCUGGUUUGUAGACAUCCCGUGGCUGAUUCCAUUGCCGGCAGCACUUAUGAUCAGCAGAGAGAUUAUUAUUUCGGCUGUAAGGGAAUGGGCAGCUCUCCAAGGACUCAACAAGGUGGUUGCUGUGGACAAGCUUGGCAAGCUCAAGACCGCGACGCAAAUGGUGUCACUGACUUUCCUUUUGGCAUUUGGAGACGCAAGGUAUUCAAAAACAACACCGAUGAAACCGUUAGUAACUCUACUUCACAGGACUGGAAUGGAAGCUUAUCUCAGCGGUUUUGGAGUGGGGCUUCUCUACCUAUCUACAGGCCUGUCGUUGGUAUCUCUCUCUGGUUACAUGAGGAAACUAUGGCGUAGCAUGAAGUUGAGGCAAAAGACUGGAUAAAUUCUACUCGGACUCAGUACCCGAUGGCUCAGAAUCACCAUCGUCGUCGUCAUCUUCAUCUCCGGUAUCAGAACUUGGAUCUUGAUCUUCGCCUUGCUCAUCCUUUCGUGGUGUUUUAGGCAGCGAUUUAGACGAGCCUUUCUCCAUCUAGCCCGACACAAGUUUGAGAGGUGAUGCGAAUUAAACGAGAUUAUCAUACCGCUCGGAGUAAGGUUCGCUUGUCUCGCUCACGAAGGUUACCGAGUGCCUGUAGAGAACUCGAGCUUUAAAUCGAGUAAAGUUUCGUUCA